AUGUCCAUCUAUGCGAUGAACACCUGCGCCCUGCAGCUUGACGAUUAUCUCAUUUCACACGCUGCCCGCAUGGCCAUCACCCUGCGGUACCACAAGAACAUGGACCUCGAGCCAAAACAUCUGAGAGUAUUCUGGGUGAUCUACGCUCUUGAAAAGCAACAGACCAUGCAUGGCCGCGCGUGUUCCAUAAUCCCCGACGAAGACAUCAGCUGCGCCGUCCCGCCAUUCCCCGACGCCCAAUUUGGCGGGCCCAACUUCAACUGGUUCAUGGCCUACAUCCGAAUCGGCCGAAUCAGUUCCAUCGUGUGCACUUCGCUCUUCUCGACGAGCGCACAGCUCACCUCCCCUGAGCGCCGGCGGUGCUCCAUCGAAUCCAUCUGGGGCAUGUUGGAGGGGUGGCGUCAGUCGCUGCCGCUGGCAUUUAGACCGGGAGACGCCACUCAGUUUCCCUCUGGGGCUCCUUGGGUCGUUCGGUUGGCUGCGUUGCAGCUGCAUUAUAGUUACUACCACGUGGUGAUUGCGCUGGAUCGCCUCUCGCUGUACCUGAAUCGCGACGAUGCGGAGAAGGCCCGGGAGAGUAAGGCGCGGCUGAUGCGCACCGCGCGAACAAUCAUCGAAUUGACGCGGUUCAUCGAGAUCCAGCCUCAUGUGCCGAUUUUCAUCCUAGCCGUCCUCCCCGUCUCCGCAGUCUUUAUCCUCUUCGACCUCGUCAUCCAUAACCCACGCCACCCGGAAUCCCAAGCGAACUUGCUGUUCCUCGAAACGGCAGCGGGCUAUUUCAGCCUCGUGGAUAUCGCCUCGAACAACGCGCUUCCGGGGUCCCUCAUGGCGGAGUUUCCACAUAUCGCGCGGCAGUACUACUGGGAUGCUCAGAAGCCAGUGGAGGGAGUAGCCGGAGAGGGACUCGGGUCCGGUUCCGGUUUUGGUGCUGGUACUGAUCGCGGUCUUGGGAUUGGGAACGGGAACGGGAUCGGGGCUCGUGAGCAUGAUCAUGGCGAUGGCAAUCACAGUCCGCAUCUGGACCCUCAGUCCCAUUUUUCCAUGCCCCCGCCCCCUCCGCUAGGAACAGAAUCGACAACACAGUCUCACAACCUCGACCUCGCCCUCGACCUGGACCUUGAUUACCCAGUCCCAAUCGACUUUGAAUCCAUAUCAGACCUUCAAACUGUGGACUCGCUCGAUCUCCGGACGAUGUUUGGCUGGGCGUUUUCCGAGUACGAUGUCGUUGGAGAAGGGUUCGACCAGCCCGUGGAUGGCUGA
Molecule: messenger RNA, 1260 nt
Organism: Aspergillus calidoustus
Lineage: Eukaryota; Fungi; Ascomycota; Eurotiomycetes; Eurotiales; Aspergillaceae
Source: the annotation of a GenBank genome assembly